Cydia splendana is the source of this 2709-nucleotide messenger RNA. Its product is annotated as Kv channel-interacting protein 1. Gene Ontology annotation, molecular function: calcium ion binding. Lineage: Eukaryota; Metazoa; Arthropoda; Insecta; Lepidoptera; Tortricidae. The record is from RefSeq and is a predicted model, not a curated record. The transcript is spliced from 7 exons. Bases 805 to 1440 code for a protein of 211 amino acids.
CGUCAAAUUCAAACGAGUAAUGAAUUCAGGCUGUCAUUCCGAAAACAUCGAUAAAUCUAAAGCAGAGGGCAGCACCGAGCCAGUGCCUGCCCGCGCCCUGGGCAUAGCGGACGCCUCAACGCUCCUAUAUCGAUUAGAUAAAUCCUCGAUUGAAAAUACACGCGUCCCGCCCGCGGCGCUCCGCAGCCCUAAACAUGAAUAAAAAACUUAGAAAAACGUGCAAAUGUAAAUACAGUGUAUAAUUAAAAAUAUAACAGACUAGGGGAAACUGUUAAGUGAUUAUCACUUGAAAUGAGUGGUCCUUUGUAAAAUAUAUUGUUUUGUUUAAUGAUUUUUCUGGUGGAUAUUUGUGGUUUUGAUGUUAAAAUGUUUGUGAUUUGGAGAUACCGAUUUGAUAUUUAACGUUCCUGCCCUGCAACCAUCCAGCGUAACCUCAAAACUGUCAAUUCAUCGCCAAAAUGUAUUUAAACUUUACCGUAUAAAAUACCUAACGCGUUACCACGGUACCUCGCUCUUUUCUCACUUUACUCUCAAAAUGUUUUAAAUUUACAUUCAAAAACAGCCAAUAGAAACUGUAUUGGGCCAGUCUUGUCCUUGUUGAGCUUAUUUUAUGAGAUUUUUAAAUACAUACACAUUUUUAUCACACAAUUUCAGUGUGUAUUUUCCGCUUAUACUUGCCAUUAUAUCAAGCGCUGUUUAUCAAAAAAAUACUUCAAAAAGUCCUAUUUUAAGUCUAGCAAAGACUUUUCUACUUGUAAAGCUCCUGAGUACCUGAGUUUUAUGUGCGAAUAAUUGAGAUUCAAAAUGGCGACGCCUCCCGAGUCUCCCGUGGAGGAGCACGCGUACGAGUUGGAGCCGACGCGGACGCCGAAGCCGAUACCCGUGGCCCUGGAGGAGCUGUGUCGGCAGACCAAGUUCUCCAAGCAGGAGAUACGUGUCAUGUAUCGGGGGUUUAAAACGGAAUGUCCGGAGGGCGUAGUACAAGAGGACUCCUUCAAAGAUAUUUACGCCAAGUUUUUCCCUCACGGCAAUUCAGCUCUAUACGCCCACUACGUGUUCAAAGCCUUCGACGUGAACAGCAGUGGAGCCAUCAGCUUUAGGGAGCUCCUAGUAACCCUAUCGACUCUUCUCCGCGGCUCCGUCUACGAGCGGCUCCGCUGGGCCUUCCGCCUGUACGACGUGGACGGCGACGGCGCCAUCACUCGCGGCGAGCUGGCUGAAGUCGUGGUAGCCGUGCAUGAGUUGCUCGGGCGUCGGGCGCCGCCGGGGUCGCCUCACGCGAGACUGGACGACGCUAAGGCUAAUGAACAGGUUGACCGAGUGUUCCACAAGCUAGACUUGAACCAGGACGGCGUGAUCACCAUCGAGGAGUUCCUCGAGUCCUGCCUCAAGGACGACGUGAUCAUGCGAUCACUGCAGAUGUUUGACACGGCGCUAUGACGGCAGACCGACACGCACGCGCGCUCCGACUUCAGGACGGAAUCCAAGCGUCCGCUGCCCCGGCACGUGUGCCGCUGCACGCGCGCGCCGCUGCACGCGGCCGCCGCGGCGUGCUGGUCGCGCGCACGCGCGCUCGCGCGCCACUUGGCUGCACUCCAGCACUUGUACCACGUCUGGCGACCCAGGAUUAACGCCAAGCUGUUUCUGGCCUUCUAAGUGGUAGCUCCCUCACUGCGCUGCAGCACUUAUACCACGUGUGGAAAGUUUAAAACCCAGGCUUAAUGUUAAACUGUUUCUGUCCUUCUAAGGGUGGAGUUGUCACUCGAGCGGAGCGUGCGGCGUCGCGUUUGGCGAUCCAGGCUUAAUACCAAGCUAUUUGUUGCUUUGUCGGAGUAGACAAUCAAGCGGGGCGUGCGGCGCAGCUUUCAUGUUAUCCGAGGGCCACUGAAAGCAAUUGAUUAAAACAAAUAUUUAGCGGUGGAAACUACUGGAAACGUCGUGUAUCGUGGCCGAGCGAUUAACCGGAAUCUACUUAGCGCAUUAUGAAGCGUUUACGAAUAGCGUAGGGACACCACACAUAGACUGUGUACUAAUUUCACUAGUAAAAUGCUGCGCAAUCAGCACUAUUUACCUACUUUACAUACUAUUACUACUACAGCCUGUCUAUUAAAACCCAAUUUUUGUAGAUAUUUUAAAUUGUAAACGUGGAUGCAACUGAUAUGCAGUUGCGUUCCUAUGCUAAAUUAGUACGAGAGCGCCUAUCUGUGGUGACCGCUCGUUGUCCUAAUAAUUUUAUGAACUUUGUUGUAUAGUAAAUUUGAAUGAAUUUGGUUUGUUUUAAAAAGGAAUGAAACAAAAGAAAAACUACUUUAUUUGGUUUAUGAAAGGUUCAAAUUAUAUUGACACGGAGUGUACAUUGUAAUUCAUACUGGGCCUUACGAGGUUAAACAAAUGCAAACGCACGCUGUGCACGCUGCUCUGACGCUUGCCGCUCCGCCGGACGUUCCGCUACGCUCGCCUUGAGGCCACUACUUUCUAUGUUACGUCGCUUCUUUCGUGGCCACAUAUAAACGGUUUAGCAUGCUAUUAUAUCGCUACAAUAAGUUUUGUUUUUACCUACACUCUGAUUCUAACUAUCUCAGAUACUAAAAUGACCAGCCAGUUUACUAAUUGUAGUGCAUAAUUAUUUUCCAUCGUAUUUUCACGGAAACGUACGAACGUGUCUUGCUAAGUAUAUCAGCCAGUCUCGGUACAAAAAGUACUGAGUUU